Molecule: messenger RNA, 948 nt
Organism: Carassius carassius (crucian carp)
Lineage: Eukaryota; Metazoa; Chordata; Actinopteri; Cypriniformes; Cyprinidae
Product: placenta-specific gene 8 protein-like
Exons: 4
Coding region: 68-388 (106 amino acids)
Biological process (GO): positive regulation of transcription by RNA polymerase II
Source: RefSeq, a predicted model, not a curated record
UUGGCAUGUGGUGUCCACGUUUCAGUGCAUAGUGGAAUAUCUUGACUCAACUGAGAAAAAUCAGAUCAUGGAGGUCACUUCUCAACCUGCUGCAUUUGAACCCCAAGACUUUCACUCGGGCUUGAUGAGCUGCUGUGACGACGUAGGUGUAUGUUGUUGUGGCCUCUUCUGUCUUCCUUGUUUGGGCUGUUCCAUUGCCUGUGAUAUGAAUGAGUGCUUCUUAUGCGGUUUAGGCAUGCCGAUCCGAAGUGUAUACAGAACUAAAUACAACAUACCAGGAUCCAUGUGUACUGACUUCAUGGUCGCGUACUGCUGCAUGAGUUGUGCAGCCUGCCAAAUGAAGAGAGAUAUCAAAAUAAGGAAGAGUAAUGGAACACUGAAACCAUGAGAAGUGAAAAAGGAGCAUCUAUUCUAUGGCGAGUCCUUACGUAUUGCUCUAAGGGAGUUCAAUGUUAAAGGAAGUUGAAGUUAAUCAUUUGAAAUUUUAUGAAAAGUUCAAAGCAUUGUGGUUUCCAUUCAGUACGUUUGGAGGGUUUAUUUCACUCAAAAUGCUCAUGCUUCCACAUUAAUUUUAUCAAAUAAUGUAGCUCAGAAGGGAUUGGGUGGUGUAACCAGCACAUUGCUGAUUAUGUGAUUUUAGUAUAUUGUCAAUGUAGUCUGUUGGUUGUGUUGUGAAACAUAGCAUAUCUAUGUAAACAGUUAAAGAAAAGUGUAAUUACAGAUGUAGGUAGAACUUCAAUGCAAUGCUACAGAAGCCAAAUUCAAAGUGUAUUCUUUGUAAAGUUACAGCUGUAUUCAUUUUCUUAAUAUCUGCUACAAACACAAUAAAACAUGUUACAAGUACUGUGUAGUAUUGCCAUGAUGCAAUAUGUCAUGCCUGUACAUGUACAGACAACUCUGGUUAACAUUGUAUUGCAACAAAUAUUCUUUUCACAAACCCUUCCAAUC